This is a messenger RNA of Alternaria burnsii, 1500 nucleotides long. RefSeq lists its product as uncharacterized. The record is from RefSeq and is a predicted model, not a curated record. Lineage: Eukaryota; Fungi; Ascomycota; Dothideomycetes; Pleosporales; Pleosporaceae. The coding region runs from base 1 to 1500 and encodes 499 amino acids. The transcript has a single exon.
AUGUCUCUUAGCCAGCUUCCUCGUGAACUCCGAGACACAAUUUACGACUACUAUACAUCUGAAAAUGGUGGAUACUAUUUUGACCCUAGGGAAGGAAAGCUACGCACUCUAUGUGGGGACAAGAUUGACUUGUCGCUCAUGUACACAUGCAAGAGCUUCGCUGCCGAGAUGCGCGGUGUUCCGUUUCGAAACAACACCAUUCACUUUACGACUUCUCCUAGUCCUGAUCGCUAUAAUCGAGAUUAUCGACACUUUGGUCACCUACUAGAAAGACUUUAUGCGAUAAAGAUCAUGACGCUGUCGCAAGCCAGACCAUUCAUUACCGACGAAAUCGCCCGGAAGACCAUCCAAUCAUUCCCGCACUUCGCAACUUUGAUAAGGCAUCUCCGGACUUCGAAGGCAGAAGAAUGUGGACUUCAUGAGCAGUUGGGAAGAUCUGUAGAAUGGGGGUCCGCUCCGUCUGUCCAUCAUGACGCUAUCGCUGAAUUGCUUAGCAUGGUUGCGCAAAAUCCUGCUUUCGGUCAAGCGAUUCGAGAAGAGCUUUUUGACCAUGGUUGUGAGAUUCGUGAUGGUCAGGAUGUUUUAAGUCUAUACUCUUUGAGGCCAAAGCCAUGGUGUGCCCCAAACGCACACGAGAUUCAGACCAUGGUCCAGCACAUGCCCUCAUAUCGACAUCCGUCGAUCGAUGAGCGAGUUCGCGACCAAACAAGAUAUUCCGUUUCAGCCGCCUCACUGGCCUCGGAAUUUCUAUCAACCUUGACUCAGCGGUCUCGAAGUAGCAUACGACACCUUGAACUUCAUGAGCUACAUGCCAGUUUCGCAUAUUCUGAAUGCCAUGCUAGGGCUCUUAUCCCCUUCGUGAUCGAGAACCCUAAGCUCAAGAUCGUUCGUCGCGUAGACCUUUGGAACAAUGUUCUCGCUUCACAACACCUCCGAGAUUUCGAAUGGCGUCGCUAUAUCUGUAGUAAAGGAAGAACUCCGAUAGGCGACAUGGACGCUGACGAAGUUACCCGUACGCUCGCACUGUGGUUGACUGAAGCUCUGGCACUCGAACCUGCAGGUAUGCCACCAAAAACAUUUUCCCUAGCUUUUCAAGGUGAGAAGGAUUCGAUGCAACCUAUCUUUGACAUACUGCUUGAAGAUGCGUCAUGGCAAGCCGCGCUUGAGAAGUUUCCGGGCAAAGAGAUUGGAUCGGUAGACGAGCUGGAACGGAGUGGCACAGGUUAUAGGGGCUUUAGUAGUUACUUCUUCGAUGAACUUCCAGAACUGAUGAGGCAUAUCAUCAACGGUACUGCGCCUGUAACAUUCGACUAUUGUUCUGGACUAGUCUGGGACGUUCGAAACAUCCUUACGAUGAACAACACUUGCCAUGGCAUGGCAGACUGGAACAAGAAAUGGCGGUCCUUGCGAUAUCGUAAAGUUACUCCAUCGUUACCACAUACAUGGCAAACCAUUUUGGAGAACUACGUCUGCAAGGAUGAGGAGGCACGUUCGAUGUGA